Dovyalis caffra is the source of this 298-nucleotide messenger RNA. NCBI's taxonomy places the organism in Eukaryota, Viridiplantae, Streptophyta, Magnoliopsida, Malpighiales, Salicaceae. The record is from the annotation of a GenBank genome assembly.
AGUACAUGGCCAUGGCUCAUGGGUUGUUGAAGCCCUUAAUAUCGUCUACAAGUGCAAGAUUCUCUCACUUCUCCAAUUCUUCGCUUUCUAUAGGUUCGGUGGUCAAGCUCUUCACAAAAAAGAUAACAAACCAAGAAAUGAGUUCUUCCUCUUCUCAAAUGCUUUAAGACUCAAGUAUCCAAGCAAAGAUAAGAAUCAAUCCAAGUGCCAACACCCCCACCUAAUGAUGCCGUACUCCCUUUCUUCAAAUACCCAGUUACCCCUCCAAUCACAAGAACCAAACCGUAUGGUAUUGUGA